Harpia harpyja (harpy eagle) is the source of this 1403-nucleotide messenger RNA. It is a transcript of the gene CDK5, whose product is annotated as cyclin dependent kinase 5. Gene Ontology annotation, cellular component: cytoplasm; nucleus. Gene Ontology annotation, molecular function: ATP binding; cyclin-dependent protein serine/threonine kinase activity. The record is from RefSeq and is a predicted model, not a curated record. Bases 182 to 931 code for a protein of 249 amino acids. Gene Ontology annotation, biological process: synaptic vesicle transport; axonogenesis; neuron apoptotic process. The transcript has 10 exons. NCBI's taxonomy places the organism in Eukaryota, Metazoa, Chordata, Aves, Accipitriformes, Accipitridae.
GGCGGCGGCGGGGCCGGGGCCGGGGGCGGCGGGGGCCGGGGCGGUGGGCCCGGAGCGGAGCGCGUCGCGAUGCAGAAAUACGAGAAGCUGGAGAAGAUCGGGGAAGGCACCUACGGAACCGUGUUCAAGGCCAAGAACCGGGAGACGCACGAGAUCGUGGCGCUGAAGCGGGUGCGGCUGGAUGAUGAUGAUGAGGCUCCACGACGUCCUGCACAGCGACAAGAAGCUGACCCUGGUCUUCGAGUUCUGCGACCAGGACCUGAAGAAGUACUUCGAUAGCUGCAACGGGGACUUGGACCCAGAGAUCGUCAAGUCGUUCAUGUACCAGCUGCUGAAGGGCCUCGCCUUCUGCCACAGCCGCAACGUCUUGCACCGAGACCUUAAACCCCAGAACCUCCUUAUCAACAGGGUCGUCACGCUGUGGUAUCGGCCCCCCAGACGUGCUCUUCGGCGCCAAGCUCUACUCCACCUCCAUCGAUAUGUGGUCAGCUGGCUGCAUCUUUGCAGAGCUGGCCAAUGCGGGGCGGCCCCUGUUCCCAGGGAACGAUGUGGACGACCAGCUGAAAAGGAUUUUCCGGCUGCUGGGAACCCCCACCGAGGAGCAGUGGCCGGCCAUGGCCAAGCUGCCGGACUACAAGCCCUACCCCAUGUACCCUGCCACCACCUCCCUGGUCAACGUGGUCCCCAAGCUGAAUGCGACCGGCCGGGACCUGCUGCAGAACCUGCUGAAGUGCAACCCAGUGCAGCGGAUAUCGGCGGAGGAGGCUCUCCAGCACCCCUACUUCACAGACUUCUGCCCUCCCUAGGGACCCCCCCAGCGCUGGCCAGGCCCCGCGCUGAGCCGGGGGGCAGCACCCCGGUUCCUGGCACGCUCCUGGCAGCGGCGGGGAGGGGACAGCCCCCCAGGGCGGCGGGGAGGGACACGAGGUGAGGAUUGAGGUGCCAGCACCCCGGAACUGCAGCCCCCACCCCCCCCCGCCCCCCUCCCCCGGUAUUUAUUAGGUUUUUAACCCAACGCCACCCGGGUUCUGCCCCGGCUGCGGGGUGCUGGUGCAGCCCCCCCCCCGCCCCUACCCCCCCAACCCUGCUGGGGGGCCAGGGCUGCUCCCGGGACUGGCCAAGAGGGCACAGAGCCCUCCCCGGGGACACGGGGCCAUGGUGCUGGUGGAGGGGCAGGACACUCCGGGACCAGGCGUGGGGACCCUGGUGGGGGGGAUCCCCCCACCCCUCCUCUUCCUGCUCCCCCCCGGCCCCUUCCCUGGCAGGGAGGGGGUCCUGGGUGCCAGCUCCCUGGGGGGGAAGGGUGCGCCCUGAUUUCUUUUCUACCGUGCUGCUGUACGUGGGUGAAUGCGUGUUUGUUACCUCCAUAAAGAGCUUCCCUCUCCCCAGCGCCUGCCUCCUCC